CUCUGCUGGUGCCUGGAGAGUGAACGAUGUCGAGUCCGGACCCUUCGACCCUUUCCUGAGGGUUAAACACUGGAUUUUAAUUAGUUUUUAUAAUAUUUUUUACCGUCGCGUAGGGGUUUGAAGUGCGACGUCAACAAUGAUGCGCUUCCUGCUGCUCUUCAGUCGCCAGGGGAAGCUGCGUCUGCAGAAGUGGUUCACCACCGUUUCAGAGCGAGAGAAGAGGAAGAUCAUCAGGGACAUGACCACCAUGGUGUUGGCACGGCAACCCCGCUCCUGUAACUUCCUACACUGGAAAGACCUCAAAAUCAUUUACAAGAGGUAUGCAAGCUUGUAUUUCUGCUUGGCCAUAGACAAUGAUGAGAAUGAGCUGCUAGCCCUGGAGGUUAUUCAUCGUUAUGUGGAGCUGCUGGACAAGUACUUUGGCAAUGUGUGUGAGCUGGACUUAAUCUUUAACUUUGAGAAGGCCUAUUUUAUCCUGGAUGAGUUCCUAAUUGGCGGUGAGAUACAAGAAACCUCCAAACAGAUUGUGAAUCGCAGUAUCGAAGCCUCGGACAUGCUACAGGAGACCAUGGAGGAGUAUAUGAGCAAACCUGCAUUUUAAAUCAUGGAAAAGGGACAUAAAUGGGGGAGGAACACAGGAACCAAGUGUACUGUACACAAGUCCAAGAAGUUUUUGAAUAUGGAAAUCUGGAUCAGCUUUGAUUCUACUGCACAUUUUCAAAGGGAAAAUUUGCCGUCUAGAAUGUCUGCUCCUGCUCUAAGCACCGCGGCAAUAUAACUUGAUUUGAGAGUAAGUGUGUUUGUUCAUAGUAAUGCAUUCAAGUGAAGGAAGGGGUUUGGGAGUAAAGCUUUUUUUAUUAAAAAGUGAAUGAAGUAGUAAUACAGGUCCAGGGAUAUUGGAUAUCUUUGUUCCAAAAACUCUAUGUGGACUGUUUGCGUGAAAAUGUUGCAGAAUUUCUGUGAAGUUAAAAAUAACAAAUUUAUAUUAGCAAAUAACAAAUUAUGAAUUAAAGUAAUUAUAUGUUUCAGAUUGUUUUUACUCUAUAUAAAAUAUUAUUAAUGUGUGGGAUCAUUGGUGUUGAAAAGGAGCAGCUGCUCGUGUGGGUGUGAACGUCACUGUUUUUCAUGAUGUGAAAUGUAUGAUAUUGGAGCUUAUGAGUAAAAUAUGUAUUUUGAUAAAACAGUCUGCUUUGAUUAA
This is a messenger RNA of Limanda limanda (common dab), 1198 nucleotides long. RefSeq names its product adaptor related protein complex 1 subunit sigma 3b (gene ap1s3b). NCBI's taxonomy places the organism in Eukaryota, Metazoa, Chordata, Actinopteri, Pleuronectiformes, Pleuronectidae. Gene Ontology annotation, molecular function: clathrin-cargo adaptor activity. The record is from RefSeq and is a predicted model, not a curated record. Gene Ontology annotation, biological process: vesicle-mediated transport; intracellular protein transport. The transcript is spliced from 5 exons. Gene Ontology annotation, cellular component: AP-1 adaptor complex; membrane coat; intracellular membrane-bounded organelle. Bases 137 to 601 code for a protein of 154 amino acids.